GCUACAGAGCAGACAGCUGCUAACUAUGGGGAACGGAGACUCUGUGGCCUCCUUGCGGAGUCAGCGACUGUUUCUGCUAUUGCUGUUGCUGCCACUGCCUCGCACCCACCAGGGACAGGCCCCAAGGCCCGUCUUCCCCACCCAGGUGCAAAACGGGAUAAGCUUCUCAGCCUCGAGUGCUCAGGACCCGCCUGCUAGGUACCUCAGCAGUGGACCAGAUCACAAGCCUGUCACUGUUAUGACCAUUGACCUCACCAAAAUCAGCAAACCCUAUUCCUCCUUUGAGUUUCGAACCUGGGAUCCAGAGGGAGUGAUUUUUUAUGGGGACACCAACCCUGAAGACGAUUGGUUCAUGCUGGGACUUCGGGGCGGCCAGCUCGAAGUCCAGUUGUACAAUCUCUGGGCUCGGCUUACAGUGGACUUCGGCCCUCGGCUCAACGAUGGGAGAUGGCACCAGGUGGCGCUGGAGAUGGAGGGGGACUCACUGCUGCUGUGGGUGGAUGGAGAGGAGACGCUGUGGCUGAGACAGGUCUCUGGAUCCCUGGCUGACCGUCCUCAGCCUAGCAUGCGGAUUGCAGUAGGGGGGCUCCUGCUGCCCACCUCCAGCCUUCGGUUUCCGCUGGUUCCUGCCCUGGAUGGCUGUAUACGUCGAGAUACCUGGCUGGGCCACCAACCCCAGCUCCCACUAGCCCUGGCUAGCCUUGGAAACUGUGAUGUGGCCUUGCUACCUGGACUGUUCUUCCCGCCAGGGACCCAUGCAAAAUUCAGUCUCCAAGACGUUCCCCAGCCUUACACAGACCCGUGGGCCUUUUCUCUGGAGCUGGGAUUUAAGCUGGCGGAUGGCUCAGGACGCCUCCUUGCUCUCGGGACAGGAACAAAUUCUUCUUGGCUUACCCUUCACCUCCAAGAUCAGAAGGUGGUGCUGUCUUCUGAAGAGGACUCCAAACUGACGUUCCCCCUGGACUUGGGACCCCCUCUUCAGCUGAAGCUGGACAUGUUCAAAGCGGUCUUGAGCCAAGGCCCAAAGAUGGAGGGCCUCCCUAUGUCUCCUUCCAAACUUGCCUCCCUCUGGUCCCAACCUCAAGGCCAUCUGUCCCUUGGAGCUUUACCAGGACAGAACUCUUCCGCUUCCUUUUGCCUGAGUGAUUUUCGGGUACAAGGACAGAGACUGGACAUAGACCAGGCCCUGAGCAGGAGCCAGGACGUCAGGACCCACAGCUGCCCUCAGAGCCCGAGCAAUGAGACUCACACCUCCCGCUGAGCCCCUUGAGAAGCAG
Messenger RNA from Acomys russatus (golden spiny mouse), 1277 nucleotides. It is a transcript of the gene Shbg, whose product is annotated as sex hormone binding globulin. NCBI's taxonomy places the organism in Eukaryota, Metazoa, Chordata, Mammalia, Rodentia, Muridae. Gene Ontology annotation, molecular function: steroid binding. Bases 26 to 1261 code for a protein of 411 amino acids. The transcript has 8 exons. The record is from RefSeq and is a predicted model, not a curated record.